Molecule: messenger RNA, 1570 nt
Organism: Elgaria multicarinata webbii
Lineage: Eukaryota; Metazoa; Chordata; Lepidosauria; Squamata; Anguidae
Gene: ZNF385A
Product: zinc finger protein 385A
Exons: 8
Coding region: 63-1397 (444 amino acids)
Biological process (GO): mRNA localization resulting in post-transcriptional regulation of gene expression; regulation of cytoplasmic translation
Cellular component (GO): nucleus; neuronal cell body
Molecular function (GO): mRNA 3'-UTR binding; zinc ion binding
Source: RefSeq, a predicted model, not a curated record
CCAUCCCUGCUGCGCCGCGGCCAGACGCGAGGUGCUGCUCCGGCAGCGUGAGCUGAACAGGGAUGAUUCUAGGCAGCCUGAGCCGGGCGGGCCCAAUCCCGGCCAUCCUGCGCCCGCCGCCAGCCAUGAUGCAGUCACCCCUCGAUCUCAAGCCCUUCCUGUCGUUCCCCAUGGAAGCGCAGCCAGCCGUGGGCCUCUUCCCGGGUUUCAACACGGUAAGGCCGUGGCUGCUUCCGGCCCAGGAGGUGCAGGCUCGGAUGGACCCAGUGCAGAAAGCAGUGAUCAACCACACCUUCGGGGUACCCGUAGCCAAGGCCAAGCGCCCCAUCAUCUCUUGCAACGUCUGCCAGAUCCGCUUCAAUUCUGAGAGCCAAGCUGAAGCACACUACAAGGGGAACCGCCACGCCCGUCGAGUAAAGGGAAUUGAGGCAGCCAGGACGCGGCAGAAGGAGUCGGGCACCCGCGAGGGAGACAAGCCGGGGCCUGUGGGCAGUCCGUCCUCCAGCACCGGGGAAAGUGAUUCUGACCGCACAGCCGAGCAGCUGAACGGCAUCGGAGGUUCAGUGACGGUGCCUCCUGUGCCAGCUCCUGCCUCUCCGGAUAAGCAGCCCUGCCUGGCGUCUCCAGCCGCUGCCCCAACACCCCACUCGGCCCUCUGCCUGGAGCCCAGCCAGAAUCCCAAGAGUGGGCCAGCCUGGGGGACCAAGGUGGCGGAGAUCUCAACGGCGGCGGCCCCAGCAGCAGCAACGGCAGCCCCAGCCACUCCAGGGGGGGCUCCCCAGAGCAACGGCAGCACCAAGCCUGAUGAGGAAAAGGCCAAGAAGCUGCUGUACUGUGCACUCUGCAAAGUGGCUGUCAAUUCGCUGUCUCAACUUGAGGCACACAACAAAGGUACAAAGCACAAGACUAUCCUGGAAGCGCGCAGCGGGUUGGGGCCUAUCAAGGCAUAUCCACGCCUGAGCCCCACAGCUGGAGGGGAGCCAGGCAGCCAAGACCCCAGUGCUCAGGAGAGAACCUUCCACUGUGAAAUCUGCAACGUCAAAGUCAACUCGGAGAUCCAGCUCAAACAGCACAUUUCAAGCCGGCGACACCGGGAUGGAGUAGCCGGGAAGCCCAACCCCUUGUUGAGUCGGCACAAGAAGCAGCGAGGCAUGGCAGAGCUGCCGGGCUCCCUGGCCUUCCACAAGGAGCUUCCCAAGUCACUGGCAGCUGGAUUGCUGCCCAGUCCACUGGCUGUAGCAGCUGCCAUGGCAGCCGCCGCUUCCACGCCCCUGACGCUGCGACCAGCCCCAACGCCGCCACUGUUGCAGGGCCCGCCUCUGACGCACCCGCUCCUGCGCCCGGCUCCGGGGCCCAUCCGAACUGCACAUGGACCCAUCCUCUUCUCGCCGUACUGAUGCCGCCCUUUCCGCCCACCCGCCUGCCACAAUCCUGGGACUCCUGGCACCACUGGAACCGCCCCCCGGCAACUAGCAACCAGUCCCGGCAAUGUCACACGGCGUCCAGUCCCAUCCAAUGGGAGCAUUUUACUUCCCCCCCUUUCCCCCUUUUUUUCUUUUUAACUGGAAAU